This is a messenger RNA of Vigna radiata var. radiata (mung bean), 1850 nucleotides long. RefSeq names its product (3S,6E)-nerolidol synthase 1. Gene Ontology annotation, molecular function: magnesium ion binding; terpene synthase activity. The coding region runs from base 57 to 1832 and encodes 591 amino acids. The transcript is spliced from 7 exons. The record is from RefSeq and is a predicted model, not a curated record. NCBI's taxonomy places the organism in Eukaryota, Viridiplantae, Streptophyta, Magnoliopsida, Fabales, Fabaceae.
UUUCAUUAUCUCUUAUUUAUCUUUCUCAACAGCUCCCAACCUUAGUAUACACUACAAUGCCUUUCGUUCACUCUAUCUUUGCUGUACCAAAUCAGCCUAUAUUUUCUCCAACCAACUGCUCAGCAAUUCCGGCUGUAAUGCUCAGCCCCAAGCAUGCCCACUGUAGUAAAAGCCAUUUCACCAUUGCAUUGCAGCAAGAUAUCCAUAUUUCUAAAAAUGGAAAAGAUAGGGAUGAACUUCAAAUAAGACAUGCUAAAACAUUGGAGGAAGUUAAGNGGGGACUUCUUGGCAAGGCAAUACAAAGUUCUGACCAUGAUUUACUUAUGGUGGACUCNAUCCAAAGAUUAGGUAUUGAGCACCAUUUUAACGAGGAAAUUGAAGNAAUUCUUAAAAGGAAGGAACUGAUGCUCAGAGUUAACAGCCAUCGAAAUGACUAUCAAAAACUGUCAGAAGUUGCACUUCAAUUUCGUCUGUUAAGGCAAGAGGGGUAUUACAUCCANGCAGAUAUAUUUGACAAGUUCUGGGACAAUAAGGGCAAGCUCAAACUAUCAUUGUGUAAGGAUAUCAAUGGGUUAAUUGCUUUGUUUGAAGCCUCUCAAUUAAGCAUAGAAGGAGAAGAUUAUCUUGAUGAGGCAGAGGAAUCUAGCCGCCAGUAUCUAAAUAUGUGGUUGUCNAGAUUUCAUGACCAUCCUCAAGUGAAAGUUGUGGCUGAUUCAUUAAGAUAUCCUAUUCGUAAAAGCUUGCCAAGGUUCACAUCGACANACNCUUUGCAAUUACAAAACACAGGAUGGACAAGCUCUUUAAAAGAANUAUGCAGAAUANACNCUGAAAUUAUGAGCUCUUUGCAUCUGAAGGAGAUUUUUGCAGUUUCCAAAUGGUGGAAAGAGCUAGCUCUGGCAAAUGAGUUACCUUUCGCAAGAGACGAACCAAUAAAAUGGUACAUGUGGUCCAUGGCAUGCAUCCCAGACCCACGACUCUCAGAAGCAAGAAUUGAGCUCACAAGAUCACUCUCCCUGGUUUACAUCAUUGAUGAUAUAUUUGAUUUUUGUGCAAAUAUUGAUGAACUCACUCUCUUUACAGAAGCUGUNAAGAGGUGGGACAUGGCAGCCAUGGAGCAAUUACCGGAAUACAUGAAAGGAUGUUUUAGGGCUCUUUAUGGCAUAACUAACGAAUUUGCUUUCAAGGUCAACACCAAACACGGAUGGAAUCCUAUAACAACCUUAGUAAAAUCGUGGGUAAUGCUCAUGAAUGCUUUUCUGGAAGAAGCAAAAUGGUUUAGAUCAGGGUACGUGCCGAAGGCAGAAGAGUACCUGAAGAACGGAAUAGUGAGCACUGGGGUGCAUAUGAUCUUUGUGCACUAUUUCUUUUUCAUAGGUGAGGGUAUAACGGAGGAAACAGCCGCCGUAAUGGAGGGAUUUCCAACUCUGUUAUCUGCAACAGCCACCAUUCUAAGGUUGUGUGAUGAUCUGGAAGGGGACCAUUCUAAGGGUGUUAAAGGUGAUGCGAAUGAUGGGUCGUAUAUGAAGUGCUACAUGAUAGAGCAUCCGGAAGUUUCCAUUGAAGAGGCAAGGAAGCAUGCAACUGAAUUGAUUUCGAAUGCAUGGAAACGUCUGAACCAAGAAUGUCUCACAGAUGCAAAUCAGUUACCAUCUUCUUUCACCAAAGUUUGCCUCAAUGCUACUCGCAUGGUGCCUCUCAUGUACAGUUAUGACACAAAUACUCCAUCCAAGCUAGAGGAGUAUGUUAUAUCGUUGCUUCAAAGUGGUGCUAUGAAAAGUAUUCCUCAAGAUCAAACCACUGUUUCAUCAAGUAAUCUUACAUCAACUGAAUAGUUAUAAAUAUAAGUGGUA